Molecule: messenger RNA, 1443 nt
Organism: Ananas comosus (pineapple)
Lineage: Eukaryota; Viridiplantae; Streptophyta; Magnoliopsida; Poales; Bromeliaceae
Product: anthocyanidin 5,3-O-glucosyltransferase-like
Exons: 3
Coding region: 1-1443 (480 amino acids)
Molecular function (GO): UDP-glycosyltransferase activity
Source: RefSeq, a predicted model, not a curated record
AUGCAGAUCCGACCAAGCCGGCGGGAUCCGUCUUUGCCGGAUCCCGCCGGCGCUGAUCCGAGCCCGGAUCCAGCUCAAAGGCGGAUCCGGGGCCGGAUCCGGCCAAGUCGGCAGGAUCCUUCUUUGCCGGAUCCUGCCGGUGCUGAUCCGUGCCCGGAUCUGGCUCAAAGGCGGAUCCGAGGCCGGAUCCGGCAAAGCCGGAGCCCGCCGGCGCGGAUCCGGCCAAGAGAGAGGUUCGCCGGAGAGAAUCCGGCCAAGAGAGAGAUCCGAGCUGAGUGGUUUAGGGAGAAAAAUCAAGAGAGAGGGAGGGAGAGAAAUCUGUACGAAAAAAAAGGGACCGCUCGAACUCGUGGCCGAGGUUGCGGCCGGCGACGGCGAGCGCCCGCCCCAGCACUCGCCGCUCACGCAGGACUUCGCUCCCUCUCCCCCUCGCCCCGCGCCCUCGUCCUCGACUUCUUCUGCAUGAACGCCCUCGACGUCGCCGCCGAGCUCGCGCUCCCCGCCUACUUCCUCUUCACCUCCAGCGCCUCCGCCCUCGCCGUGUUCCUCCACCUCCCCGUGCUCCACGCCCGCUCGGCGAAAUGCUUCAGAGAGCUCGGCGCGGAGCCGCUGCGCGUCCCGGGCGUGCCCCCGCUCCCCGCCGACCACAUGCCCCUCCCCAUUCUCGACCGCGCCGACGAGGCCUACGAGGGCUUCCUCGGCCACUCCCGGCGCCUGGCCCGCUGCGCGGGCAUCGUCGUCAACACCUCCCGCUCUCUCGAGCCCCGCGCUGUGGACGCCCUGAUCGCCGCGGGGCUCUGCGUCCCCGACCACGAGCGGCCCCGACCCACCCCGCCCGUCUACUGCGUCGGCCCGCUCGUCAAAUCCAGCGACCGCACCCGCGGGCGCGGCGAGGAGUGCCUCGCGUGGCUCAACUCCCAGCCCAAGGCGAGCAUCGUGUUCCUCUGCUUCGGGAGCGUCGGGCGCUUCUCCGCGGCGCAGCUAAAAGAGCUCACGAAGGGGAUCGAGAAAAGCGGGCACAGGUUCUUGUGGGUGGUCAGAAGCCCACCGAGCGACGACAACGACGACCCGGAGAAGCGCUUCUUGCCGCCACCCGAGCCGGACCUGGAGAAGCUGCUACCGGAGGGGUUUCCGUACCGGACCAGGGAGAGGGGCAUGGUGGUGCAGUCAUGGGCCCCGCAGAGAGAGGUGCUGGCCCACGAGUCGGUCGGGGGGCUCGGCUACGACAUCGCUCCGCUCCGCGCGGCAGUGCCGGCGCCACGCCGGGCUGCUGGCGAGCUUCGAGGAGGCCCUCGGCCGGCUGCGCUCGGCGGAGCUCCACCCGCGACUCCGCUCCGCGGGCCGCGCGGGGAUGGCGUCGGGGAUCCAAUCACGGCCGGGGAAGAGCGGCCCGAGGCUGUGGAUGCCUUCCAAAAGCCAAAGGUCGAGAGGGUGGAGAAUUAG